AUGCCUCGAUUUCCCGUCGCUUGUUUUCAUCGAACAGUUGCAAAUCAGACCAAGGAGCGAACCACCUCAAGAAACAACAAUCCGCCAACCCAAAUUUUACAGUACGUAUGCCCUCCCACUUUUUUUAAACUUCCCCAAUCCCUUUGUCGCCCCUCGCCUCUCGUCUCUCGUCGCCUCUCCCACCCACCUCGCCAUCAGCUCUCCCUCUCACCCAGCCGUUCGCCUCUUCCUGCCAUCCCGCCGUCGGCUCUCCCUCUCUACCCACCAUUGCCUCUCCCCCCUAUCCAGCCGUCGCCUCUUCCUCUCACCCCACGGUCGCCUCCCUCCCGUCCCCCUCAUCACCUCUCCCUCUCACCCGCCACCGCCUCUCAUUCACAUCCCGCCGUCUCCUCGCCCUCGCAUCCCGCCGUCGCCUCCCCCUCACAUCCCGCUGUCGCCUCCCCCUCACAUCCCACCGUCGCUUCCCCCCCAUAUCCCGCCUCGCCUCCCCCUUCGCAUCCCGCCGUCGCCUCCCCCCUGGCAUCCCGCCGUCGCCUCCCCCCUCGCAUCCCGCCGCCGCCUCCCCAUUCGCAUCCCGCCGUCCCCUCCCCCCUCGCAUCCCGCCGUCGCCUCCCCCCUUGCAUCCCGCAGUCGCUUCCCCUUCACAUCGCGCCGUCGCCUCCCCUUCCAAUUCCGCCGUCGCCUAUCCUCUCACCGCUGUCACCUCCCCCUCUCAUCUCGCCGUCGCUGAUGAUGACAGCUGCACGAGCUCGAGCUGGCGGGCGAGAGCGAGAUGGUUUCUUAGGCGCCGUGUUUCUGAGGUGCGCUUACAUAUCCCAGUCUUUUUCUCCUCCUUUCCCCCUCUGA
Messenger RNA from Closterium sp. Yama58-4, 846 nucleotides. Lineage: Eukaryota; Viridiplantae; Streptophyta; Zygnematophyceae; Desmidiales; Closteriaceae. The record is from the annotation of a GenBank genome assembly.